UGCUCUCGAUAUUCGCCAUGAGAUAUUAGUCGCCAUUGACGGUCUGCGCUGCUUCUGCUUCUAUAACGCGCUUGCGUCACGAUGCCUCUCCAUCUGCUCGGUAAGAAGUCAUGGAACGUUUACAAUGCCGACAACAUUGCGCGCGUGAAGGCCGAUGAGGCUGCAGCCGCUGCCCGCAAAGCUGCCGAAGAACAGCGCAUCCAAGAAAUCGAUGCCGCGCGACGAGCUGCCAUCCUUCGAGGCGAAACACCGCCGCCGCUGCCGGAAGAGAAUCCACCGCACAAGGACGAGACAAGCAGACCCGUGCGCAGAGAUGGACACGAUAAGAAGAGACGGAGGCUCGCCGGCGAAGACGACACCGACAGAGACAUCCGUCUUGCAGCCUCUGCAGAAGGUGAUGGCGGCGACGAACUUGGAGACAUCGAUGCCCGUCUAGUGAGGCUGAGAAAGCCUACUAGCGACGCUCCACUGAUCGAUCAUGCCGGCAACAUCAAUUUAUUUCCUGUCGACAUAAAGGAGCAGAUGAAGCGCGAAAGGAACGAGGAAGUCGAAAAAGAGAAGCGAAAGAAGGAGAAGGCGUUGGAGGAUCAGCACACAAUGCGUUUUUCCAACGCAGCUGGCCGAGGAGGGUUGGGACAGCAGCCAUGGUAUGCUUCGAGGAGCUGCAGGACUGCUGAGCAAGACGAGCCCAUUAGCAAGGCACUUACGUUCCCGGAUCUUGAAAACAAGAAUGUGUGGGGCAACGAGGAUCCUCUACGGAAGAAGAGAGAGGAAUCGCGAAUCACUUCGAACGAUCCGUUCACCUUCAUGCAAAGGGCCCAAGUGCAGCUCAAAAUGUCAAAGGAGGGCAAGAAGAAGUGGGCGGCGGAGCGAGAUCGGGAGCUGAUGGAACUGAGAGCGGCACAGGAAAGGUCAUCAUGUCGAGAGAAUCAUGAUAAAAAAAAGAAGCGUGCGCAUAAGGACGAUGAUCGCAAAGAUCGCGGUGCUCGCAAUAAAGAACGGUCCUCGUUGCAUAAGCACCAACCUAUGGGUCGCAGCCGAAGUCGCGAGCGGAGUUAUGAGCAUUCAUCGUCGCACCGACGUACUGAGAGGAGACAAAGUCUUAGUCGCGAAGAGGAGCGGAGACCGCGCGAUCAAACCGGCUCCACGAAUCGUCGACGCGAGCGAAGGACUUCUGAUCGAGGAUAG
This is a messenger RNA of Paraphaeosphaeria sporulosa, 1188 nucleotides long. RefSeq lists its product as uncharacterized. NCBI's taxonomy places the organism in Eukaryota, Fungi, Ascomycota, Dothideomycetes, Pleosporales, Didymosphaeriaceae. The record is from RefSeq and is a predicted model, not a curated record. The transcript has 3 exons. Bases 82 to 1188 code for a protein of 368 amino acids.